Molecule: messenger RNA, 1090 nt
Organism: Rhodofomes roseus
Lineage: Eukaryota; Fungi; Basidiomycota; Agaricomycetes; Polyporales; Fomitopsidaceae
Exons: 1
Coding region: 389-970 (193 amino acids)
Source: RefSeq, a predicted model, not a curated record
CCGCCGCGACUCGUUCAACCCCAGCCGCAUGUUCGCCGCGGUCGAGUCGACGAGCAUAAAACCCGUCCGCACGCGGGCUAUGCUCCUUACCUCCUUCCACCACCACCUCCCAUGGACCACACGGAAGCGGGGUCUAUUCCUCCCAGCGACGACUCCGGGUCCAGUGGCGGCAAGUACCGUCUCCUCGUACUCACAGUCUACUCAUCCACUGAUCAAUACUAUCCAGGUCACCCGCCGCUACCCUGCAAGAUAGUACGACUCUACGGAGCGACGCUCCCAAUCGCGGCUGAGUCUCCUGCCUCGCCCGUCCUCGCUGCCUCCCGUGGGCUCUCCUUGUCGUCCGCCAGCCGCGCCCGCCCGUGCCGCGGCUCCCAAAGUGCGAGCAAGGAUGACCGGCCCACGUCAAUGCCGGUCUCUGGCCUCGUCGUUCGCCAGCCUCCCCUGGAUCGAGUUCGUGCUCGUGGUCCCCCGCUCCGGGAUGGCUCCCAAUGUGCGCUCGAGGCUCGGAGAACCGGCUUGUUCUCUUAACUUAUUCGCGUUCGGUCUCGGUUCUCGUCUCGGUCUCUCGGCUUCUCUCGCGCGGGAUGGCCGCCGCAAAACUCCUCUCCGCGAUCUCCUUGUCGUCCGCCGGUCCCCGCCUGGUCCUCGAUCUGUCAGCCAGCCCCUGGGACUACUCAAGCGCGAGCAAGGGCGACCCUCCGGACUGGGGACACUUCUCUGGGCGGUCGAUCGUCGGCGCUGUCUCUUUUCUGGACUCGGUCUCUCUCCCUCUCUUCCUCUUCCUCUUAGACUCUGUCGGGAACACCGUGCAAAAACCAAAAACUCCUCUCCGCGAUCCCCUCGUCGUUCGUCAGCCCUCCUCCCAGUCGUCGGUCUACUCUGGGACUCGGGGCUCUUCAAGCGCGAGCGAGGCGACCCUCCGGAUUGGGGACGAUACCCUGCACGGCUGUCGCCUCUGUAUUAUAUCUAGUCUCUCUCGGUCUCUCUUCGACACCCGCGCGGGGUAACCGCUCCAAAACUCCUUUCUGCGAUCUCCUUGUCGUUCGCCGGUCCCGGUCCUGGUUCUCGAGCUGUCAUCCAGCACGCACCC